UGCAUUUAUCUACGAUGAUCGUAUGUUACUACACAAAAACGAAUGGUACCCGACUUAUCCCGAGUGCCCUGAACGGGGAGUGGCCGUUAGGGACCGGUGUGAUUCCUAUGACCUACUUUCUCGGUGUAUACUGAUGACUGCUGAUCCUGCGCAAGAUGACAUACUUCUUUAUAUCCAUCGAAACACCCAUAUUGUCAAGACAGCUCAAACCGAACACAUGAACGACAAUGAACGAAGGUCCUUAUCUGGCGGUCUUGAUUCAGCCUACUUUAACGAACAUACGAACGUGGCUGCGCGACUUGCUGUCGGAUCUCUUAUUCAAGCAGUGGAGUCGGUUCAUCGUGGCGAGGUUCGAAACGCAUUUUGUCUUGUUCGACCCCCUGGACACCAUGCAAUGGAAGACGAGGCGUGCGGAUUCUGUAUUUUCAACAACGUUGCACUUGCGGCUCAAUAUGCUUUGGACAAACUAGAAUACAAUCGGGUACUCAUACUUGACUGGGACGUACAUCACGGACAGGCAACUCAGUACUCAUUUUAUGACAGCUCAAGAGUUCUAUAUAUCUCCAUCCACCGUUACGAUGAACAAACAUUUUGGCCGAGUUUACGCGAGUCAAACUUUGAUUUCAUUGGAAGUGGUCGCGGUCGUGGCUACAACAUUAAUAUUCCCCUGAACGGUGGACCGUACUACUCUAAGUUGACUUUUUACUUGUCCCUCCUUGAUCACUUCCAGGAUGACCUCGGGGAUGCGGAAUAUUUAGCAAUUUUUCAUCGCUUGAUCCUGCCUGUGGCUUAUGAGUUUGAUCCUGACUUAAUCCUCGUUUCGGCCGGUUACGACUGUGCAUAUGGGUGUCCGCUGGGUCAACUCAAAGUCAGUCCGCCCUUGUUUGCUCAUUUCACGCACAAACUUAUGGGUCUGGCGGAGGGUAAAAUAAUCGUCUCUUUGGAGGGUGGCUACUAUCACGACUCUUUAGCGGAAAGUGCUGCCCAUACUGUCUCGGCACUCCUCGGAGACCCAAUGCCUUCGCUGGAGCCGGUAGGGGAAGUACAUCCGAGUGUCCUGGAAACAAUAGCGAACUGUGUCUCGGUUUUAAGGUUUCGAUGGCGGUCGCUGUCCGUAUUCCAGGUACCCGAAGUAGUCCCUGCUGCCGAAAAGAAACACUUGCCCGAACAAACUUGGGAGAGGAGCACCGCACCUGUCUGGCACAUUCCACCUGAUGUUACUUAUGGAUCAAGUUCCUUGGAAUGGCCUGUAAAACUACACUUUAUAUCCACAGAAGGCAGAUUUUUUCUUCGAGGUGAAUGGACACAUUCGUUUCAUCGCAUGCUGGUUUUCGCACCGAGUUUCUUUCGUCAAACUAAGUUUCUUUCUCCUCAACCCCAUGCCCCACACACGAGCAAGGAAAGCGAGAACCGCCACGGUGCCUUCUCGUGCCGGUCCGUCUCAAUGUUGUCGUUCUAUGCUGCUUCCAGGUUGGACGUUAAAGUCCCCAUAAUGAAGCCGGAGAAACAUAUACAUGACCCAGAGGAUGCUAUCCGAAUUGACCAGCAUAUGUCCUAUUUGAAGCGCACUCACCCUGUGGCCCUCCAUAAACAUUUUCCAAGCACUUGUAUUGUCUAUGAUAGUCGAAUGGAGAAUCACAAGAAUGAGGAAGACCCAAAUCAUCCAGAAGCACCGAGCCGAAUACGCCGUACUUAUGAGCUUCUAGAUGAAUAUGGAUUGGCUCGUCGGUGUAAACGCGUUGAGGCCCGUUAUGCAACUCGCACGGAACUCUGCCGUGUACACGCGGCAGCCUAUGUGGACAUGAUAGCCAAAACAGCCGCACUGGAUCAAACCGCUCUGGACAGUUUGUCAAACGAGGAGAAUUCCAUAUUCUUCAACAGGGUAAUUUCCGCAUUUAAUCGUCUUAUCUUGACGAGCCUUCGUCGUCCAAAUAAUCUCCUUUCAACAUUGUCUCUUUUUCAGCACACGUACGACUGUGCCCGACUGGCGGCCGGUUCUGUGUUAGCUGUAGUAGAUGAGGUGUGUACUGGCCAGAGUUUAAACGGAGUUGCUCUGGUCCGCCCCCCAGGACAUCACGCCUUGACUGAUAAGUGUAUGGGAUUUUGCUUUUUCAACAAUGUGGCGGUGGGCGCGAAGCAUGCACAACAGGUCCAUGGUCUUGAGCGAAUCGCCAUAGUCGAUUGGGACGUGCAUCAUGGGAAUGGUACGGAGAAGAUAUUUGAAAACGAUCCAAGUGUCUUAUUCAUAUCGGUGCAUCGGUACGAUGAAGGCAGGUACUACCCGGGUACUGCAGAUGCUGAUCCAACCGUUUGUGGAUCAGAGGACGGUCUUGGACGAACAGUUCAGGUUGCAUGGAAUGGGCGUCAUGUAAAAGAUGGCGAGUACAUUGCCGUCUUCGUUCAUAUUAUUUUGCCUAUAUUGUACGAAUUUCGUCCGCAACUCAUCCUUGUCUCUGCUGGGUUCGAUGCUGCUCGUGGUGAUCGCUUGGGUGGUUUGGGUGUUUCGCCGGAGUGUUUUGCCCACCUCACACACCUACUUCUCACAGCUGCUUACUUGUGUCCCGCCAAAAGUGUGACGGAUGAUAAAACGGAUUCACAGAUAUCUACCCCCGUGCGUCAGACGCGGCAUCGGCUGGCCCAACAACAGCGCACCUUUACCGGCGGUCUCAUACUGGCCCUCGAAGGCGGAUACCACCUCGCCGCCACUGCAGAAGCCAUGUGUCACUCUGUUGCCAGCUUACUUGGUGACUGUUGUCCCAGGUUGGCUUUCGGCCUUUCGCCGACCGAGAAGAGGGGCCCAGAGCCGUUCUGCUCCACCGCAUUCUACUAUUUCUCGUCGAAUCUCUGUGUAGAUGGGGGUGUAGAGCCAUCCGACGAAGUUUAUGCACACAAGAAACGUAUUGGAAAUCAGUUCAAGGUUAUGGAGUAUUUUGGAUUUAUCGUCACACUCCGCUUUGCGUUACGUUUAGGUCCGGUACGUGGACAACUCAUAACUGACGAAUCCGGCCGUCUCAGUGGCUCCAGCGAGCAUCACAUAGGUUCGCAGUCGGCAUUGGCAUUUACCGGACAGCUGGAAACUGAGAUUCAAUCUCGACUGGAAGACCUCAGUCUAAGUGAUGGAGCGUCUCGCAGUGUAGGAUCGCCGCUCAGCCAUCCAGCCGCUCCGAUUUCCCCAUCCUUUUCUCUAGCGGUCACCAGUCCCAUUGGCAUUGGCAGUGUAUCGACUUCAGUUCCUACAAAUGGUGUUGCUGCUCGGGUCCCCGCUGCGACGGAACAGGAAACCUUGCAAGAUUUGGGCACCGAUCUCUUCAAUAGUCACAUGAGUGCAGGGCAUGUGGCAUCUACAAGUGUUAUUCCUUCGUCUUCCUCCGCCACCUUGCAAGGUACAGUCAACUUACCCCAACUAAUCGAUGAAUUCACACAGAUGCGAGUUGCCUCACCAAAUACUGGACAGAGCGACCGAUCCAGCCUGGCAUCGGAUGUGCCCUCCCCAGUGCAGCACCGACUAACACUUACCAAUGCGGCUGGUGCUUCAGGCCAUGCACAGUCGAGCUCGACGCCGAUCGCUUCUGCGGGGAAUCAGGUGGUUGCCAUAGCUACGUUGCAAGACUUGAUGAAUGUUGCCAGCAUUGAAACGGAGGAUAUGCACGCCUUUUUUGGCUUGGAGUCAAGUCAGCAACUCCCAGAGCGUUUGUUUGCUGUCACUCCCCUCUCAUGGUGUCCGCAUCUGACGUCGGUGCACAACAAUCCAGAAUGGAAUCCCAAUAUCCGAGAAACAUGCAAUCGUUGUACGAAUCAAACGGAGAAUUGGGUUUGCUUGACUUGCUAUUCGGUGUUUUGCGGUCGAUAUGCGAAUUCACAUAUGGUGGAACACUUCACAUCUACUCGACAUCCGUUGGUCCUCAGUUUUGCGGACCUUUCAUCUUGGUGCUACGAAUGUGAAGCGUAUGUACACAAUGAGCUCGGUUGCGGUCGCUAUGCCAACUCUCACAUGCUUGAGCACUUUUCUGCUACUCAGCAUCCGAUCGUCCUCAGUUUCGCUGAUCUGUCAACCUGGUGCUACCAGUGCGAAUCAUAUGUGAACAAUGAGGUUCUUUCGGGACCAAAACACGCGGUCCAUCUUGCCAAGUUUGGCGAAGGCUUGCCUGGUCCUCUGCAUGAGCACUGAUUCUCAUUGCCAUUCAUGGAUCAGGAAUCGAAUAUUCGUCAUUGUAUCCACACAGUUCGAAUACCAUGGAUCACAUACCCAUUUUUACAGACUUGGUUAAACACAUCUCAGCUGGGAAGAUAUCUACCUCCUGGAUGUUUCUGACAAUUCAUGCUGAAUGAAGUAGUCGUGUUUCGUUUAUCUCACAGUAGAAACAAAGCUGAACAGUAAUGAACAUUAUUCGUGUUGCUUAAUUUUGUCAAUGGCACAAUCUCCGUAUAUUUGACCGUUUUCCAAUGAUUUCCGUUAACCCUCGUUUCCCUAGCUGACGUAUCGUGCUUUGCGUAACGUUUUUUAACCUUAUUUUUUAUAACGGUUUUGCCCUGGUACUGGUAGGUCUGAGAACUUUCGUGUCACGUGAUCGUGUAAUUCUCCAACGAGCUUUUCAUGAUACACGUAUCAUCUGUUGUCGCCAUUGUCAUGAUAAGAACUUGACUCGAAUGCCUCAUCUCUGGAUGAAAACUUUUCUGUUCUCUCGUAUGAGUCAUACUUGUUCUUUCAAGUGGCAAAUAUUUUUUCACGCCUUCCUUUGUUGUCUUUCGUUUGCGUUACGUUUGUUCGAGUUUUGUUCGUUAUCACAACGAAUUUCAGUUCCUGUUCUGUCCGUUUCGU
Messenger RNA from Opisthorchis viverrini, 4819 nucleotides. RefSeq lists its product as hypothetical. The record is from RefSeq and is a predicted model, not a curated record. Bases 23 to 4168 code for a protein of 1381 amino acids. The transcript has 30 exons. Gene Ontology annotation, molecular function: histone deacetylase activity; zinc ion binding. NCBI's taxonomy places the organism in Eukaryota, Metazoa, Platyhelminthes, Trematoda, Opisthorchiida, Opisthorchiidae. Gene Ontology annotation, biological process: chromatin organization. Gene Ontology annotation, cellular component: histone deacetylase complex.